AUGCAAGGAAUAUUCCUUGCUAUUCCCGAGGAAGUCUGGGGGGAUUCUAGAACUUCUGCAAGAGUUCUUGACCUCAGCAACAAUGUUAUUCAAGAAGUACCUGCCUUGAUUGGCUGUAUGAAUUCCUUGCAGAAACUUUUACUCGAUUCAAAUGAUAUAUCGGAGGACUCUGUUAGCUGGGAAGCACUAAAAUCUUUAAAGUCUUUAACUGUUCUUUCUCUGAACCAAAACCGUUUAACUAGAUUGUCAUCGGAUCUGGGCUGGUUGCCAUCAUUAAGGCAACUUCAUGUUGCGAACAACAUGUUGUCUGGCCUCCCAAGUGAAUUGCGAUAUCUGCCUAAGCUUGAAGUUCUGAAAGUCAACAAUAACAGGAUCACCACCAUUCCUCCAUGGAUAGGGGACCUUAUUUCUCUUAUUGAGGUUGAUCUUUCAUCAAAUCUUCUGUCAGAUUUGCCCGAGACAUUUAGCAGUUUGCAUAAUCUAAAGUCCCUGUCUCUCAGUAAGAAUGGGCUGAAAUCUCUCCCUUCUUCGCUAUUCAAAAUGUGCCUAAUGCUCACAAGACUUGACUUGCACAACACAGAAAUAACCAUGGAUAUCCUUCGUCAGAUUGAGGGAUGGGAAAACUUUGAUGAACGCCGUCGCUUGAAGCAACGGAAGAAACUGGAUUUUCGUGUUGUGGGCUCUGCUGCAUUUGAUGAAGGUGCUGAUAAAAGCUGAUGCUAGUGAUUUCUGGAAUCUGGAUUACAUGCUGCAUUUGUGUAAAUUUCAGUCCAUGCUGACUUCUGUAUCUAGAGGAACCAAAUUGAGUUUUGUCCAUGAUAGUUUGUUAUAGGAUUUUAUAUAAAUCAGAGAAAUUGGUACGAUGGAUAUUUGAGAAAUACUUUGAAAAU
This is a messenger RNA of Rosa chinensis, 890 nucleotides long. Its product is annotated as LRR repeats and ubiquitin-like domain-containing protein At2g30105. The record is from RefSeq and is a predicted model, not a curated record. The transcript is spliced from 8 exons. The coding region runs from base 1 to 717 and encodes 238 amino acids. Gene Ontology annotation, molecular function: protein binding. NCBI's taxonomy places the organism in Eukaryota, Viridiplantae, Streptophyta, Magnoliopsida, Rosales, Rosaceae.